This is a messenger RNA of Metschnikowia bicuspidata var. bicuspidata NRRL YB-4993, 1592 nucleotides long. It is a transcript of the gene END3, whose product is annotated as End3p. The transcript has a single exon. Gene Ontology annotation, biological process: actin cortical patch assembly; endocytosis; endosomal transport. Gene Ontology annotation, cellular component: actin cortical patch; mating projection tip; nucleus. Bases 279 to 1427 code for a protein of 382 amino acids. The record is from RefSeq and is a predicted model, not a curated record. NCBI's taxonomy places the organism in Eukaryota, Fungi, Ascomycota, Pichiomycetes, Serinales, Metschnikowiaceae. Gene Ontology annotation, molecular function: protein binding; calcium ion binding.
GCGCUGUCCAAUCAAGUGUAUAUUAACCCAUAGAGAUCCAUUUAGUGGCUUUCAACUAUCAUGUACACCCCGCCAACAAUCACUUCGGAUCUCAGAUACCAUGUUUCCAGAUCCCAGAAACAAGAGGGAGUUUAUAGGCGCGGAGGCCGCAAUUGCAGCCACUGCCCAGGACUGGAGCCCGGAGGUACGGGUGUCGCGCCGCCGCUGUCACUAGUCCUAAUCGCGCAGCCGAGUUCAUCAUUCUGGGCGCCCGAAACACACCAGUACCAGGAAACAAAAUGCCACGCUUGGAGGAGUGGGAGAUCAAGAAAUACUGGAAGAUUUUCCAGGGACUCAGCCCAGAAAACAACAAGCUAACGGGCGAAAAGGUGUCGCCCGUGUUGAAGAACUCGCGCUUGCCGGACGAGCAGUUGGCGCAAGUAUGGCAGUUGGCAGAUAUCGACAGCGACGGCAAGUUGGACUUUGAGGAGUUCUGCAUCACGAUGCGCCUUAUUUUUGACUUGGUGAACGGUGAGUCGCUGCUGGUGCCGGCACUGUUGCCUGGCUGGUUGAUACCCCUGCUGAAAGCACACUUGAUCCAGGCCAACCGGGCCGUGGCCACGGGCCAGAACUCGGCUAGCGGCUUUGCGCUGGACGACGACGACGACGCGCUUUCCGAUGACUUCGACUGGUACAUUUCUCCGACCGACCGCGCGACCUACGAGGCGAUAUACAACUCAAGCAGCGAUACCUAUGGGAGAGUCAGGUUCGAUUCCUUGCAAGGCUUGUACGACACGCUCAAGAACGUGCCCAAGCUAGACAUCUCUUCCGCGUGGAACUUGGUCAAUCCAAAGUCGUCCGAGACCAUUGACAAGGAUCAGGUGUUGGUGUUGUUGCACAUGCUCAACCAGCGUGAAAACGGGAAACGGAUGCCCAGAGGCGUGCCUGCGUCGUUACGCGCCACCUUCUCUAAGGAAGUGCCUAGUUAUGAUUUAAGCCUGACGCCCGCCCCGCGCAAAGAAGUGCUGGAGCCCUCUGCAAAUGACAAGAAGUCUUUCGGCACGAGCUACUUGACGAAGAUGGGGCAGACGCAGCAGCCUAGUCGCGGUACUGAUUUCUCGACGACCGAGGGCACAGACUGGGAGGAGGUGCGCUUGCGGCGAGAACUAGUGGACCUAGAAAAGCUACUUGAAAAAUCGCAGCAGGUGUCGGCUGCGCCCGUGGAGUCAAGCGAGCUGACUUUGUUGAAACACGAGUUUGAGCAGUUGUUGAAAUAUAAACAGGAGGUGUUGUCUGCAGCCAAGCAGCUGCCGCACAGCAAUAAGGACCUCAAGGAUGUUCGUAACGACGUUAACUUGAUCUCGAGUCAAGUUCAGAUGUUGGAGGAGUUUUUGAAAGAAAAGGAGGAGGAGUUGGGCGGGUUGAAGUCCCAGCUACGUGCUGCUUGAGGCGUUGCGGGCCUUGUGAUCAUGCAUUGCCGGCGGGAUCAUAGAACCAGAAAAGAGGGCAUGGCCUGCUGCAGGAAGUGCGUUUCCGACGUGUGGUCCGCCGGCGGUUGAUUCUCCUCUUCGGCCGAAACGGCGUUCCUCCGAGUCGGGACUGCAGGCGUUCAG